CAAAUUCUUAGGGUUGUCAAAAGUAUUGAUACUUAUAUAUUGUAUCCGGAUACAAUAUUUAAUUGCAAAAGUAGCGAUAUUUAUAGUUUAAACUUGUGACAUUUGUUUUGUUGUUUUUGCACUACCACAGAUCACCAGAAAUUUGUUGUCAUGGGGGAAAGUCGAUUUUGUACUAUUCUGGAAACUACUACGUAAUGCGGCCCUUCCCUCGGCCAUAUUGACGCUGAUGUUCAGUCCGUACCAGAGAGGCAUCUACUGUGACGACCAGAGCAUCAACUAUCCCUACAGGAGAGACACCAUCUCCCAUGGAGCCAUGGCUGCCGUUACCAUCACCAGCUCCAUAGUCAUUAUCACGACCGGCGAGGCCUAUCUGGUGCACACCAAGCGUCUGCGCUCCAACUCCCAAUUCAACCAGUACCUGUCGGCGCUCUACAAGGUAGUGGGCACCUUCCUGUUCGGGGCAGCCGUCAGCCAGUCGCUCACCGACCUGGCCAAGUUUACCAUCGGACGACCCAGACCCAACUUCUUGGCGGUGUGCGCCCCCGCCAGCUGCAGCGGCUAUGUGCUGCGCAUCAACUGUACCGGCAGCCCACGUAACGUCACUGAGUCCAGGUUGUCCUUCUACUCUGGCCACUCGUCGUUCGGCAUGUACUGCAUGCUCUUCCUCUCUCUGUACGUGCAGGCUCGCAUGCAAGGCAAAUGGACGCGUCUGGUGCGUCCCACCAUCCAGUUUUUCCUGGUGGCCUUCUCCGUGUACGUGGCUUAUACGCGAGUGUCCGACUACAAGCACCACUGGAGUGAUGUGCUGGUAGGACUCCUGCAGGGGGCGCUUAUUGCUGUUCUCACUGUGAAGUACGUCUCAGACUUUUUCAAGCAGCGCGGCGAGCCGGCGUGCACGCGGACCGACGUGGCGGACGGCGUGCGUCUGGAGCGUAAACCCAGCCCGCAGCGCACUAACCACAUCAGCUACACGCCACCCGUAUGACGGGCCCGCCAUUUCAUGUCCGCAACCACUGGCUGGAACUCUUCCAGUCCCUUCCACCAAGCAACACUUUUGUAUUUCUAGAAAUAAGAGUGAAAUGUGAAUGUGUUGUCUUAUUAUGUGCAAUGACGCUUGUUUGGAGGAUGAUGCUGUGACUUGAUGGAAAAACGUGUGAAAAAUUCAAACAAACUUUUUCAUUUUUAUUUAGGAGGAGACUGUUGCUGCUUCACCACUAAAAGCUUUUACAAGCAGACCACUCGCUGCUUAAGCUAACACAUUUUUAUAUACAGUAUUUUUUUUUUCAAUGAUUACUACUGUACCUUUAAAUAAACUGUGCUGUUAUUUUUAACAAUGCUGUAGCAGUUUUUCUCUUUAAAAAAAAAAAAAAAAAAUCUUUAGCUGCUAUUGACAACGAUAGAUUUGAACUGAGAGGACUGGCAGCGAAUGAACAGUUAAAUGUUCAAAUGGAUUGGAUGUUUACUAGUGAAAAACUAAUUUAAAUUCACAGCAGAAGGACGGGAAGAGCCACGUGAUUGGAUGUUUAUUAUCGCACCAAAAGAGUCAAAUGUUUUUAAAUACAUUUUUCUGUUUUGCUUUUUUUUUUACCUUUAUAAAAAAAAAUUUUUUAAAAAGGUUUGGGACCAUUUUUAGGUCAACAAUAUAUGGCGGAAAACACAAGACUGAAAAAGCAGUUUCUGCUCUUGCACUCCUCUUUAAAAGAAACUGCUGUGUUUUAAGCCAAAACAACUGUUGUGUUUGAUAGAACAAUAUGCCUAUAUGCUGCCAUAGCAGAUUCAUGGCGCAUUAAGCCCACGAACUAUUUUUAAUUUGUAAGUUUUACCCUGGAAACCCCCUUUUACAGACGUCGCGCAACCGCUUUUGUUUCAACCCAGCCAUAAAACGAAGGUAGUUAAUUAUAUUUAUUAUUCAAAAUGUCUCGUUUUUAGCUUAGAAUCACUAAUUGAUGUCUCAUGUUCCAUUAAAAAAAAAAAGAAAAAAAAAAGACUUUAAACAUUUAUUCACUCACAUAUUUUAAACUUUUAAACAAAUUAUGUCACAAUGAAAAAAAUUUCAACCACCAUUGACUUGCGCUAGCUCAGCCACUCCGGAGCCCUGAAACUAACACUCCAACGACUAAUUAAACCCCCGCUAACUUGAAGAUUAAGCCUAAUGUCAAAAAUUCUGAACUCCUAGCCGUUAAAAUGCUGUAAAAGU
Messenger RNA from Corythoichthys intestinalis (scribbled pipefish), 2197 nucleotides. Its product is annotated as phospholipid phosphatase 2-like. The transcript is spliced from 6 exons. Gene Ontology annotation, biological process: phospholipid dephosphorylation; signal transduction; phospholipid metabolic process. The record is from RefSeq and is a predicted model, not a curated record. The coding region runs from base 227 to 985 and encodes 252 amino acids. Lineage: Eukaryota; Metazoa; Chordata; Actinopteri; Syngnathiformes; Syngnathidae. Gene Ontology annotation, cellular component: plasma membrane. Gene Ontology annotation, molecular function: phosphatidate phosphatase activity.